AUGCAAUCAGAUUAUGAAAUGGCUGGGAUCCAUCAUGAGAGAAACCAACAGUCAGCACAAAUGGAAGAGCAGCAUAGAUUCAUGGUGGAAAAUAAUGCUUCAACUUCCUCGCCAUUUUACACAAUAAACCCAAACUAUCACUUCCCUCAGCCUCAUCCUCAUCCUCUUCUCCAACAAAUCAACAAUUUACCGAUUACUCAACAGUUUUUCCAGUAUCAACAUCCUCAUUACAGAUCCAUGUCCAUGUUAGAGCAGCAACAAGAAGAAAUAAGGCUAGACCACUCUCAGACGGCGGAAUUAGUGCAAGGUUCAUUUUUUCCUGUAAGUGAAGGACAGGAAGAUGCUUUGAUUCGUGGGAGUGAGCGAUACUGUACACAGCCUCGACAAACUUGUUUAGCUGUGUGGCAAAACCAAGAAGAUUCUGCUAUUAUUAAACAACCUUUUUGGAAAGAAUUUUCAAAUGGGAAUGCAACUGAGAGAAACAAACAAGAUGAAGAUCAAGAAAUGUAUCGAUCUGAAGAAAAUAUUAUCAAGAGCUUAGAAGAAAAUAAAUUCGGAGAGUUAGAAGCUAUUUAUGGUGACGAUAUUCAUCGAAUUGCAUCUGAAUCUGUUCUCACAACGAACCACAAUGUCUCUUUUCCUGAAUUGGCUCUGAAUGAUUCAAAUCAAGCCAUGGCUGCUGAAAUCGAUAAUAAUAAUAAUAAUAUUGGAUCAGAAAGUGCAUCCGUUGGAGGAAGAGAAGUAGAAGCACUUCAUAAAAGGAAGAGAGCAAGAGAAUCCAUGUCAAGAUUUUUCAAAUCCUUAGUGAAGAAACUCGCGAAACAACAAGAGGAUCUACAAAGGAGUUUCAUGGAAACGAUUGAGAGAUUAGAUCAAGAAAGAAAAGAAAGAGAACAAGUGUGGAGAGAACGAGAAUUGGCAAAGCUUCAAAAAGAAGAAGCUGCUAGAGCCCAUGAAAGAAGUUUAGCUUCCAGUAGAGAAUCUGCUCUUGUUUCUUGCUUGGAAAAACUCACUGGUCAGAAGAUCAAUUUUCAACCAUUCAAGAUCAAGGAAGAACAAAAUCAUUCUAGUUUAGUGAAAUUCAUGAAGCGAUGGCCUCAAGCUGAAGUUGAGGCCUUAAUUCAGAUUAGAACUAAUUUGGAAUCCAAGUUUGCUACUACUCCAAAAGGGCUACUUUGGGAAGAAGUAAGUAACUCAAUGUCGUUAAUGGGAUUUCAGAGAAAUGCCAGAAGAUGCAAAGAGAAGUGGGAGAAUAUGCAUAAGUGUACUAGUGUCAAGAGAAGAAAAGAAAUCACCAGGGAACAGUUGAAUAGUGACUUUGUAAAUCAAGGAAUUCAUGAUAAAGAUGAAAAUGGAAGUAAGAAAGAGGAUAUGGAAGAAUAA
This is a messenger RNA of Solanum verrucosum, 1383 nucleotides long. Its product is annotated as trihelix transcription factor DF1-like. The transcript is spliced from 2 exons. Bases 1 to 1383 code for a protein of 460 amino acids. The record is from RefSeq and is a predicted model, not a curated record. NCBI's taxonomy places the organism in Eukaryota, Viridiplantae, Streptophyta, Magnoliopsida, Solanales, Solanaceae.